Molecule: messenger RNA, 1004 nt
Organism: Strongylocentrotus purpuratus (purple sea urchin)
Lineage: Eukaryota; Metazoa; Echinodermata; Echinoidea; Camarodonta; Strongylocentrotidae
Exons: 5
Coding region: 261-1004 (247 amino acids)
Molecular function (GO): protein binding
Source: RefSeq, a predicted model, not a curated record
UGAAAGGCUUUUCGAAACCUCUUGAGGACAAGCAGUGGACUGCUUUCAACUGUACCGAAGGCAAAUCUAAUGUUAGUGACAGCAUCUUUUGUGUUCACGGUCCUGUUGGCCCGCCAACAAUUUCUGGCGAAGAUAAUUUGGUAGCUGGGAGACCUACCAACCUGACAUGCACAAUCUACAACGUCUACCCAGAACCGAACAUUGAAUGGUUUCUCCAUGGAGUAGGCCAAUGGUUUCUCGGACCUGAUGAGAACAUCACAAUGAACGCGUCUCUUCACACUACAUUGGAUAACAGUUCAAGUCUAUUCAACGCAACCAGUUCGCUUUCGUUCACUCCACGGUCGCAGGAUAAUGGACAGAAUCUGACAUGCAAUGUAUUUCCAUCCGUGGCAAAUGUUUGGACACCAAAAAAUGCAUCUAUUCAACUGCGUGUCUCGAACGACUCUGGCCAAUCUGACGAAAUAAGGGUGGAAAGUGCAACCUCGUCCUCUCUCUUCAUUUCCUGGGAUCUUAAGCGUGACAACAUAACACUGAGAUACUGUCUAAACAGCACUAUGGACUCUGACAAUGUGACGACAUCGAAAAAUCUGACCUGCCCAGACUACAGGGAGGUAACUGAUGACCUUAAUGGAACCAGUUACAACCUGACAGGAUUGGAUCCAUUUCAGUGGUAUAACGUGACUUUGCUUGUUGGUGGAAAUGUGGUUGCCUUUAAUAUAUCUUCAACUGCUCCACCCUUACCGGAAUAUUAUGGUGUUUUCAUGACAUACACUCCACAAAAAGAAAAGUUGAAGAUUACAAAGCUGCCAUAUAUGAACAGGACGGUUCCUUCAGAUCUCUGCUUCGUCGUUAUUCAAACACGAGACCAAAUCAGACACAACUGCUCAAAUGGCUGCUGUAAACCUGGAUCGACCUUUUCGAUAGCAGACAUCACAGGCUACGGGCUAAUCAGCAGUGGUCGACUACUCCGUAGUCUACCAUCUCCACCAGUCAGUAAGUAUUGA